UAAGAAUUAUUCCUGUCUGUCGAUCGCAGUGACAGAUACCACACAUUUUUCGUGGCAGAAGGAAACUUAGCAACAUCGUCUCCUUCUCGACUCAUCCUAUUUAAAGCCCCUCCGUUUCCUCUCCCAUCGUCUCUUCUCACUUUCAUUCAUCGAUUUCUCGCCGGAGGAAAGGAAGCAACAGGAGGGAUCCAAUACUGUGAAUCAACAAGGGUGUAGUAGCGGAUCUUGCUAACCAAACGUAAACUAUUCUAUAUAUUGAGGAAAUGGCCGACGGUGAGGAUAUUCAACCUCUUGUAUGUGACAAUGGUACCGGAAUGGUCAAGGCUGGUUUUGCUGGAGAUGAUGCACCUAGGGCUGUAUUCCCUAGCAUUGUUGGGCGACCUCGCCACACAGGUGUCAUGGUUGGGAUGGGCCAAAAAGAUGCCUAUGUUGGUGAUGAGGCUCAAUCCAAGAGAGGAAUUUUAACAUUGAAGUAUCCUAUUGAGCAUGGCAUUGUAAAUAAUUGGGAUGAUAUGGAGAAGAUCUGGCAUCACACUUUCUAUAAUGAGCUUCGUGUUGCUCCUGAGGAACAUCCUAUCCUGCUCACUGAAGCCCCUCUGAACCCCAAGGCCAAUAGAGAGAAGAUGACUCAAAUUAUGUUUGAAACCUUUAAUGUUCCUGCAAUGUAUGUUGCAAUUCAAGCUGUCCUAUCCCUUUAUGCUAGUGGUCGUACAACUGGAAUUGUGCUUGAUUCUGGUGAUGGUGUGAGCCAUACUGUCCCAAUCUAUGAAGGAUACGCACUCCCUCAUGCUAUUCUUCGUCUGGACCUUGCUGGUCGUGAUCUUACAGAUUCCUUGAUGAAAAUCCUUACUGAGAGAGGUUAUUCCUUCACUACCACUGCGGAGCGAGAAAUUGUUAGGGAUAUCAAAGAGAAGCUUGCCUAUGUUGCCUUAGAUUUUGAGCAAGAGCUAGAGACUGCUAAGACUAGUUCAUCUGUUGAGAAGAGUUAUGAGCUGCCAGAUGGGCAAGUGAUCACAAUUGGAGCUGAGAGAUUUAGGUGCCCAGAGGUUCUUUUCCAGCCAUCUAUGAUUGGUAUGGAAAGUGCUGGUAUUCAUGAGACCACUUACAAUUCCAUCAUGAAGUGUGAUGUAGAUAUUAGGAAGGACUUGUAUGGAAACAUCGUUCUCAGUGGUGGCACUACUAUGUUCCCUGGAAUUGCUGACCGCAUGAGCAAGGAGAUCACCGCCCUAGCUCCUAGCAGCAUGAAGAUAAAGGUCGUUGCCCCUCCUGAGCGGAAGUACAGUGUGUGGAUUGGAGGCUCCAUCCUUGCUUCACUCAGCACUUUCCAACAGAUGUGGAUUUCUAAAGCUGAAUAUGAAGAAUCUGGCCCCUCCAUUGUCCACAGGAAGUGCUUCUGAGUUAAGUUUCAUUUGCAUAUUGUUGUGAAGUUUUGAUGUGAUUUUGUUGUGAGUAUUUUGAGUUUGCUGGAGCGAUACAAUGGACUAUUGGGGAAUUAUUACUAAUGAAUAUCAUUUUACAGUGUUUUGUAUCAGUAAUGAAUGUAUUGUAGUGUAGAUAAUAAUAACAUUUUCUUAGAGUUUGGUCAA
Zingiber officinale is the source of this 1586-nucleotide messenger RNA. RefSeq names its product actin. Lineage: Eukaryota; Viridiplantae; Streptophyta; Magnoliopsida; Zingiberales; Zingiberaceae. Gene Ontology annotation, cellular component: cytoplasm. The coding region runs from base 264 to 1397 and encodes 377 amino acids. The record is from RefSeq and is a predicted model, not a curated record. The transcript has 6 exons.